AUGGAGGUGGUGGUGCUCGGCUGUGGGCCGUCGUCGUCGGUGCCGUCGAUGCGCUGCGUGCUGAAUCAGAACUGCGUCGUGUGCCUGGAGGCGCACACCAAUCCGGACUCGAAGAACCGCCGCCUCAACCCAAGUCUGCUCGUCCGGAACCUCAAGACCGACACCAACGUGCUCGUCGACUGUGGCAAGACCUUCCGUGAAGCAGCGCUGCGGAUCUUCCCCAAGAUCGGGGUAUCGGCUGUCCACUCGCUGGUGCUCACCCACGACCACGCCGAUGCGUUGCUGGGUAUGGACGACCUGAGAGAGGUUCAAGCCCACGUGGAGACUGUCGACCCCGUGACCAAGGAGCUGUACAAGAUCCCACCCGAGGCCAUGAAGGUGCACUGCAGUGAGCCCACGAGUCACGAGGUAAUUGCCAAGUUCCCGUACUUGAUCGACAACGAACCAGCCCCGCCCGCUGGAGAGGCAGCGCCCAAGCCGUUCCGAUGGACCGCCAAGCUUCAAAUUGACGCGUUCAACCCAUGGGAGCCGUUCGAGGCGAGUGGCAUCAAGUUCCUCCCGUUCCCGGUCAUUCACGGCGCCGGGUACACGUCGUUCGGGUUCGAGUUUGGCUACGAAGUUGGCGCAAGAUUCGUCUACAUCUCAGAUGUGAGCGAGAUCCCGGACGACACGCGAGCGUUCCUGAACGACAAGAGCAAGCCCCCGAUCGACGUCCUGCUGAUCGACGCGCUGUACCUGGAGAAGUACCACAGCACGCACAUGAACUUGCAGAAGGUGAUGGAGGAGAUCGAAACCAUCCAGCCCAAGCGAACAUUGCUAACGGGUAUGAGUCAUGACUUCGACUACCCCAAGCACAGCGUUGAGUUGCCGAAAAUGGGCGAGGAGAAGGGCCUGAACAUCGAGAUGACUUACGACGGUCUACGUAUCGCCUUCCCUUGA
Molecule: messenger RNA, 939 nt
Organism: Phytophthora sojae
Lineage: Eukaryota; Oomycota; Peronosporomycetes; Peronosporales; Peronosporaceae
Exons: 1
Coding region: 1-939 (312 amino acids)
Source: RefSeq, a predicted model, not a curated record